UAUUGGUGUGUGAUCAGACGGAGCAACUAGCUGCGUUCUCGCAACAACUAGCAUAGUAAUUGAACCAUACACACGUGUUUGCACAAUUGAAUAUAUAUAGUUUUGGUACGACGUGUCGUAAUUUAUUUUUAGUAAAUAUUUUUUGUGAUUAAGAAAAUAUAGACAAGUAAAAAAUGGUGCAACUAAAAUUGCAGUUUUUAUUAUUAUUAAUAACUUUGGAGCAUUUUACUUUUGCUUCGCCACGAAAGAUACAUUUGUCGGUUUACUAUGAGAGCAAUUGCCCUGACAGUAAAUCCUUCAUUUUAAAUCAAUUGCUACCAGCCUUUCAUUUACUGCAUGAACAUUUGAAGCUAAGCUUCAUUCCAUUUGGAAAAUCAAGGAGCAUUAAUUACGGCGAUGAAGGGUUCGAAUGUCAGCACGGUUCAGCAGAAUGCUUAGGCAAUAUGGUACAAGACUGCAGCUUGCAUCAGAUGAAGAGUCAAAGCGACAAAAAGAAAUUGGCAUAUGUUGUGUGCGAAAUGCACACCGAGGCCGGUUCACAGGGUAGAUUUGAUUGUAUAGAGAAGUCAAAUCUAUCGACUGAGCAUGUAGAGCGCUGUGUGUCGUCGGGCGAAGGAACAAUUUUGCAGCUCGAAUCCGAAUACUUCACUAGCUUAGUAAAACCAAAUUUUAUUCCAACCGUGACAGUUAAUGGAGAAUACAACCAAGAGAUUCAGGACUACGCUCAAGUAGACCUCAUCGGCACUCUCUGCUCCAUGCUGACUGACUCUCAACCAUGUGGGCGAUAUUACAAUUACAUUGCUCUGAAGAACCUUAUGAAUAUUAGUCCAAGAAAUACGCAUUGAAUUAAUCA
Nymphalis io (European peacock) is the source of this 853-nucleotide messenger RNA. RefSeq names its product GILT-like protein 1. Gene Ontology annotation, molecular function: oxidoreductase activity, acting on a sulfur group of donors, disulfide as acceptor. The record is from RefSeq and is a predicted model, not a curated record. The coding region runs from base 174 to 845 and encodes 223 amino acids. The transcript has 5 exons. NCBI's taxonomy places the organism in Eukaryota, Metazoa, Arthropoda, Insecta, Lepidoptera, Nymphalidae.